Messenger RNA from Nycticebus coucang (slow loris), 951 nucleotides. RefSeq names its product olfactory receptor 2B11-like. Gene Ontology annotation, cellular component: membrane. Lineage: Eukaryota; Metazoa; Chordata; Mammalia; Primates; Lorisidae. The record is from RefSeq and is a predicted model, not a curated record. Bases 1 to 951 code for a protein of 316 amino acids. The transcript has a single exon. Gene Ontology annotation, molecular function: olfactory receptor activity; G protein-coupled receptor activity. Gene Ontology annotation, biological process: G protein-coupled receptor signaling pathway.
AUGAAUCCAGGCAAUGCAAGUGCUCCAAAGAUCUUCAUUCUCUUGGGUUUCUCCAACCAUCCCUGGUUGGAAAUGCCUCUCUUUAUAAUAGUGCUUAUUGCUUAUGUCUGCACGUUGGUGGGCAACAUCUCAAUUAUUGUGGUAUCCAGGGUAGAUCCUCGCCUUGACAGCCCUAUGUACUUCUUCCUUUCCAACCUCUCCUUCUUAGACUUGUGUUUUACCACAACCACUAUUCCUCAGCUGCUGCUAAACUUGUGGGGCCCAGAUAAGUCCAUCACCUAUGGGGGCUGUGUGACCCAGUUUUACUUGUUUCACUUCCUGGGAGCUACCGAAUGUAUCCUCUUAGCUGUGAUGUCGUUAGAUCGUUACAUUGCCAUCUGCAAGCCCUUGAGAUACCCUUCUAUCAUGCACCGGCGACUCUGUUUUCUUCUGGUGACCAUGGCAUGGUUAAGUGGUUUGGUUAACUCCUUGCUUCAGUCAUCCCUCACUGUCCAGCUACCAUUUUGUGGUAACAGCAAGGUAGAUGACUUUCUGUGUGAGGUCCCAGUGAUGAUCAAGAUGUCAUGUGUUGACACCACAUUCAAUCUAGCCAUGCUCUCCAUUGUGGGGACCUUCUAUUCCUUGGUUCCUUUAUCACUUAUCCUUGUGUCUUAUGGAUUCAUUGUGGCUACUGUACUCAGAAUUCAAUCCUCAGAGGGAAAGAAGAAGGCCUUUAACACAUGUGGUUCUCAUGUUGUUGUUGUGUCUCUCUUCUAUGGGCCAGUAAUCAGCAUGUAUGUACAACGCUCUGCUACCAACUCCCAGGAUGAAAACAAUCUUAUGUCCCUUUUCUACAGUUUGGUGACUCCUAUGCUUAACCCUUUCAUCUAUACUUUAAGGAACAAGGACAUGAAAGGGGCAAUGAGGAGGCUUCUUGUCUCAUUGUUUCAUGAAGGAAGAGAACAAACAUAA